AUGGAAAGAAAACUGGAACGAAAAAGGAAAGCACUUGAUGAACAUCGCAAGGAAGUAAAGAAAGCAUUGUCAGAACAAGAAAAAGUCGGAAAGAGUAACUCCUGGACAUGGACUAUAUUUAAAUUUCUGGUUAUUUCAAUAUUAGUACUCACAAUAUUGAAUUACAGCUCUUUGAAGCAGGAGUAUGCUAAGCUAAGACCUGAAGAUGGCAAAUUACAUGAUAUCGGUUUUGGACACAAUCUCUUUAUUUAUUGCCAAGGUCAUGGCAAGCCUGUUGUUGUCCUCGAUGCUCCUGCGGGCGAAACAUUUGACACUUGGACUUUAAUACAGCGAGAGGUUGCCAAGCACACCAAAAACGCAUCUGCAUUAAAUCAAGCUAAUUCAAGCGUAGUACAUGGUACUGAAAAGAUGGUUGAUGACUUAAGGCGCUUAUUGAGCACCGCAAAGGUUUCACUAAAACCCCUUAUCUACGUUGGAGCUGAAAUGGGAGCUAUCAACGGCCGCUAUUAUUCGUCGCUCAACUUUCCGGAAGUAGCCCAUUUAGUCCUUGUUAACCCUUUGACUGAAAAUUUUCUUUCCAUUAAUGAGCGCGUUUGGGAAUUGUUCUGGUACAGCCACUUAGUUCCCUCAAUACAAAAGGCUCAAUUAUUAUCGGCUAUUGGCUUUACUAGAGUAGGUUAUAAGCUGUAUUUAAAAAAAGAUGCACUUGAAGAUGAAAAUGUAGAUGAAAUGGUAAAACUUAGGCAUAAGUAUCUUUCGUGUUCUCCUGGUCAUCAGUCAACUAAAUUAGAAGAAUAUCUCCUUUUAAAUGCCAGUCUUAUUCGAUUAAAAAAUUUCCUACUACACGAGCCUAUUCCUGAUACUAUGCCGGUCACAGUUAUAGCUUCGGAUCAAUUUGAUAGAAAUAUCUCUUCAGAAUUAAAUCAGGUAUGGCAAAACCUUAUUACUGAAUUGACAGAUAAGAUACAUCCACAGAGUCGAAGAGUCAAAAUAGCAGAUGGAGAUCGAAAAGAUAUAUAUUACAAGGGAGCUCCAACAAUUUCCAAAGUCAUAAUACAAGCGAUUAAACAAUACCGAAAAAGCCGAGUUAUGAAAUCGACCUAG
Messenger RNA from Trichoplax adhaerens, 1104 nucleotides. RefSeq lists its product as uncharacterized. Bases 1 to 1104 code for a protein of 367 amino acids. The record is from RefSeq and is a predicted model, not a curated record. Lineage: Eukaryota; Metazoa; Placozoa; Uniplacotomia; Trichoplacea; Trichoplacidae. The transcript is spliced from 10 exons.